AUGGCGACUGCAGAAGAGAAACUCGCAGAGUCUACGGAGGGCCCCGCCCUCAUAGGGGUUUUCUUGAAUCUUACUCUGUACGGAGUAAUGAUCUCGCAGUCGGUCUUUUACUUCACGAACUACCAGAAAGACCCGAAGUGGAUCAAGGCCUACGUCGCUUUUCUCGUCACAGCGGACACCCUCAACGCGGUCUUCAUUUGCGCGUGGAUCUACCGAGUUUUGAUCAACAACUUCGUGUUCCGAAAUGUAGGCAAUGACGCGGUUCUUGGUAUAGGCGACUGGUUGUUUGAGACAGAGCAAGCCUUCACCGGCAUCGUAUCCUUUCAAGUCCAGAUGUUCUACGCCUGGCGUAUCUGGAAACUGAUCGGGAACCGAUGGCUUGUUGCCAUCGUCGCCGUCACGGCGACUGUCGGCGGCCUUUCCGGUAUCGGCACCGCAAUAGCUAUUGGUAUGCGUCCGGAGUUCCUUGGUCGAUCAUCAUCUGUUGGCUUCUGGGGGAAGGCAUCAGCGACAUCAUCAUUACUGUCUGUCUCACCUGGUACCUGGCAACAUAAGCAUCUUGGCGGGUACUCCAAGACAGACGGUAUUGUCACGAAAGUUAUGCACCUCAUCGUGUCCAACGGCUUGCUGACGGCUACCUUCGCCAUUGGUGAUUUGAUCUGCUACUUCGCUACUGACGAGGCCUACCACCUGAUCUUCAAUUUCCCACUAUGCAAGUUGUACGGCAACUCCGUGAUGUCGACUCUGAACGCGAGGGCCAUCUUCAUGACCAUCUCAGAUGGCCCGGCCACGGCGUACCAGAGUGAUCCUCCGAUCAGGUUCAACCAGGGCGGAAGACCGGACAUCACUGGAAUUCUUGCGACUUCCGUGGACAAGACGCGUGGCAACCAGACGCAGAUCAGGGUCAAUGUGGAGACGCACGAGAUGUCCGAUAUGCAAGGACAAGAGCAUACGUCAGACGACAUCAAGGCGGGUAUGGUCGUGUAG
Molecule: messenger RNA, 987 nt
Organism: Fomitopsis serialis
Lineage: Eukaryota; Fungi; Basidiomycota; Agaricomycetes; Polyporales; Fomitopsidaceae
Exons: 18
Coding region: 1-987 (328 amino acids)
Source: RefSeq, a predicted model, not a curated record